Hevea brasiliensis (rubber tree) is the source of this 718-nucleotide messenger RNA. RefSeq names its product 40S ribosomal protein S26-2. Gene Ontology annotation, molecular function: mRNA binding; structural constituent of ribosome. Gene Ontology annotation, cellular component: cytosolic small ribosomal subunit; ribosome. The transcript has 5 exons. NCBI's taxonomy places the organism in Eukaryota, Viridiplantae, Streptophyta, Magnoliopsida, Malpighiales, Euphorbiaceae. The record is from RefSeq and is a predicted model, not a curated record. Bases 135 to 533 code for a protein of 132 amino acids. Gene Ontology annotation, biological process: translation.
UAAUUUUUCCAUAGACCUGCUCCAUCUUAUAAACGUUUAUAAACUCUCUCUCAUUCGUUGUCUCCAGUGAAAAACCCUAGCGGCAGCUUUUAGAUCCCACACUUCUCUCCAGGAAAACUCCACCACCAGCCGCCAUGACAUUCAAGCGUAGGAACGGCGGCCGCAACAAGCAUGGCCGAGGACACGUCAAGUUCAUCCGCUGCUCCAACUGCGGCAAAUGCUGCCCUAAGGACAAAGCUAUCAAGAGGUUUCUUGUGAGAAACAUCGUCGAGCAAGCUGCUGUGAGAGACGUUCAGGAUUCCUGCGUUUACGAUGGAUAUGUACUUCCCAAACUGUAUGUGAAGAUGCAGUACUGCGUUUCAUGUGCCAUUCACUCCAGGGUUGUGAGGGUUCGCUCGCGCUCUGAGCGCAGGAAACGUGAGCCACCACAGCGCUUCCUCAGGCGCAGGGAUGAUUUGCCUAAGCCUGGACAGCCUGGACAGCCUGGUCAAGGAAUUCGUUCUGCAGGAGUUGGAACUGCUGCCAGAGCCUAAGAAUUGAAUUUUUUCUGUUUCAUGUUUUCUUAUGAAGUUGCUACUGGAAUUUUCUAAGGAAUAUUUUGAAAUUUCACUCUUUAAGUUGGACCUAUUAGAUUUAUUAAAGAUAUAUAUGUUUAAGAUCUUAAAAGUUUUUGGUUGAUGACGAUGCUUUUUGAAUGGCAUGGGCAUUUCAAUCUUUA